Messenger RNA from Dracunculus medinensis (Guinea worm), 771 nucleotides. The record is from the annotation of a GenBank genome assembly. NCBI's taxonomy places the organism in Eukaryota, Metazoa, Nematoda, Chromadorea, Rhabditida, Dracunculidae.
AUGGGAAAUGGUUCAUCAAAAUCAUCGUCACAUAGUCGCAUAAUUUCAUUGAAAUCGGGGCCGUCGUCGUCCGUUAUGAGAAAACAUUUAGAAAAUGCGCAAAAAAGCCGAAUUUUGCAGCUGAAAUCAUGUGGCCUUAAAACCUUUCCGGAGCAGCUUAUUCAGGUUAAUGAAAUUCUUCGAAAUUUGGACAUUUCUUCUAAUCGAAUUUGUGAUUUACCUUCAUUUAUUGGAUCAUUUUCUUCAUUAAAGCAACUUCAUUUGGCCGAAAAUCAGUUAAAGGAAAUACCUGAUGAAAUCGGAAUGUUAAAAAAGCUCGAAGUUAUAAAUUUAGCAAAAAAUCGUAUUUCGGCAUUGCCGGAAAGUUUUGUUGGCCUUAUUUCUCUAAAAUCUCUUGAUAUUUCUAGCAAUAAAUUUACUUCAUUGCCUGUUGUUGUUUGUCAUUUGAAUUCACUCGAUGAUUUGAAUGCUUCGUCAAAUUUUAUUGAAAAUUUGCCCGAUGAGAUGAAAUAUAUCAAAGUUUCUGACUUGAAUUUGAAUCAGAAUCGCUUGAAUUCGUUAAAAAAUAUCGAAAAAUGCGAGCAGUUAAAAAUACUUCGUAUUGAAGAAAAUUGUCUCAGUACAGAGGCUUUUACCAGAGAAUUCCUUGAAAAUUCAAAAGUAUCAUUAAUUGCAUUUGGUGGGAAUUUAUUUCAAGAAAAAGAUUUUCAAGAAUUAUCCGGUUAUGAAGAAUAUCAAAAAAGAUUUACUGCAGCAAAGAUCAAAAUGUAA